ACGGGAAAGUAAAAGAGGGAAAAAGGUUAAAGAAAGAGGGCACGGCACGCACGCUGCCAUUUUCACCGCUCGCUGGCUUGGCUUGGCCUGGCCUGGUUACCUACCGCAGUUCGAAUUCAAAUCCCCGCUGCUGCUGGUGGAAGCGGAAGGAGAAGGGGCCGGAUCGGAGGCUUCUCUCCCCAGGCACAGGCAGGCAGCUCUCGCGGCGGAGACCCACGGGCGGAGCGCGCUGGAUCAAGCCAUGGGUGGCGUUGGAGCUACCACCCCCAGCCCUCAGCCUCAGGGGAAGAUGAAGACAUCCGCCCCCUUCUGCACCCGCCACUGAGACCGACCCCCGCCAGUUCGUCGCCCCGCCGCCGAAAUGAAGUCCAGCACGGCCGCCCCGUCCAAGGGCAAGGCGGCGUUCGAGCUCAAGCACAGGCUGCUCCAGGCCCUCAACAAGAUCGCCGACAGGGACACCUACCAGAUCGGCCUCAGCGAGCUCCACGCCACCGUCGACGCCCUCGCCCCGGACAUGGUCGGCCCCUUCCUCUCCUGCGUCAUCGACACCGACGCGGACCAGAAGAGCGCGGUGCGCAAGGAGUGCGUCAAGGCCAUCGGCGCGCUGGCGCGGUCGCACGGGGCCCUGCUGGCGCCGCACAUGCCCAAGCUGGUCGCCAGCGUCGUCCGCCGCCUCAAGGACGCCGACUCCGUCGUCCGGGACGCGUGCGUCGACACCUGCGGCACCCUCUCGGCGUGCGCCAGGGAGUUCGGGGACGGCGGCGCCGCGCUGGUCGCGCUGGUGCGGCCGCUGUUCGAGUCGCUGGGCGAGCAGAACAGGUAUGUCCAGGCCGGGGCCGCGCUCUGCCUGGCCAAGGUCAUCGAUGAGAGCAGCUACUUCCCUGGCCCUGUUCUGCCGCAGAUGCUUGUCCGUGUUGUUAAGAUCCUCAAGAACCCGCAUUUCAUGGCCAAGCCCGCCGUGAUCGAGCUGCUCAGAAGCAUUGUUCAGGCUGAAGGUGCUUCUACAGAGCAGGCUUUAUCAUCAGCACUAACAAGUAUUAUGGAUUCCCUGAAGAGUAGUGACUGGACUACAAGGAAAGCAGCUUCUCUAGCUCUUUCAAGUAUUGCUGUCAGCUCUGGAUAUUUGGUUGCGUCUUUCAGAACUUCCUGCCUUCGAUCCCUUGAACGCUGUAAAUUUGACAAGGUAAAACCGGUGCGUGAUGCUAUUACCCAUGCCAUACAGUUGUGGAAAGCUAUUCCAGGGUCUGAGACUCCUGAACCAUCAGAAGCUGGAUCAUCCACAAAAGAAAACUUUUUUGGCGACCAUAAUGAUGCCAGAAGUGUACAUGAUGGUGGAUCAAGAGCGACUUCUUUUAGGAGAGUUGAGCCUACACCUUCAGCAUCUGUUGUCAGUGGCAGUUCUAUCACUUCGGUAAAGAAGAGAUCCCCAUUGUCUGUCAACAAGAUACCUCAAAACAAUGCCUCAAAUCAGCAGCAUUUGAAGUCAAGUGACUGGCAUGUGGAAAUAUCAGUCCCUAAGCAGAAUACAGUGCCAGAUCUAGUGAAAAAGGGAUAUGGCAGCAACCGCAUGUUGAAAUAUGCAAAAGGAAGUCCUUAUGGAAUUGUAGAUGAAGACAUCAAGUCUGACUAUGACCCUAUGGAUGAUAAACAAGAAUGCUCCUCUUUAUCAGAAGUAGCCAGCAGGAGCUAUGAGACGAAGCAUGUCACCUCUGCUCUGGAAGUCACUGAAGAUGUCACUGAGCUUUGCCCUAGGGCCCGAGAGACCAAGAGCAUAGACUCCACUGUUACAGAUGUCACUUCACAUGGCACACAUACUUGUUGUCUGAGUGCGACAAAAGAACUAGCCCUUAUUAGGAAGCAACUACAAGAGAUGGAAAGGAAGCAAGCAAAUCUUUUUGAUCUUUUGCAGGAGUUCAUGUCGAAUUCUGUGGAGAACAUGUCAGUGCUGAACUCAAAAGUACACAAUUUGGAGUAUGCUGUAGACAAAACUGUGUAUACAAUUACUCAGAGUGAAAGCCGCUAUCAACUUCCUGGCUCCAAGGGUUUUAAGAACCAGAGUGUCUCUUCUUCACCCAGGCUUUCUAAUUCAACACCUAGAUCAUCCGUUGAUGCCAACUUUAGGCCACCAACAAUUCCUCAUUUGAAACAAGAGAAGAAGUGGGCUCACGAUCUACCAUCUAAGGGCAUGAGCACUUGUGUAAAAGAGGGUCAUGAAUUUCUGAAGGCCCAUGCUCGUAACAGAGUUAUGAAGCCUGGGGCUGGGAGCUCAGAGGAAAGUUACAUUCCAAGUUUAGUGAGGGGUCGAGCAUCUGGGGUCAAGGGGACCUUCCCGGUUCCAUUUACGAGUCCAUGUGAUCAGUCUGAUCUGCAAAAUGCAUUGUGUGCUUCUAAUCAGGCUGGCGAGUUUCGCGGUGCUGACGGCAUGGAGCCUGCAUAUGCUGAAGCCCUUAGCUAUGGUGAUUCUGAUGAUCUGAUUGACCUGAUGGACAGAACUGGGCCUGUUCUUGACAAGCUGUCGCGUGAAACGGCAAAUGAACUUUUAAGGGUUAUUGCUGGCCAGUUCCUUGGCACAAAGUUAUUUGACUUGGCCCUACCUUGGAUUCAGCAGGUGGUGGAUCUAAGCACGGUUUACAAGCCGAGCCAAGUCUUUGUGUCCGCGAGAGCACAGAGGGAGUUCCUUGCUGCACUGGAGGAAGCAGCAACCAGCGGAUCCACAGAACCAGCCGUCAGAAUCGCCAUCGUGCAGCUUGCAUUUAAACUGACCAAGGCUUGUGAGGCCGCCCCAUGCAGGAAAAUCUCAACCAGAGUAUCCAGGGGAAGCGAAUCCGUCGUCAUGGCCACCGUGAUGUGAAGUACUUCUUCCUUGUGAUGUGACCCUAAUGUGUGUCGAGGCAUCAAACAAUGUCCUUGCAGUGGUGUUCUAGUGAGAUUGUUUUCUUUUCUUGUCGCGACGAUGUAUACUAGGUCUCGAUUACCGUAUGCAAGUCAGUAGUAGUGGUUUGCUAGCUAAUCAUAUGUGUACUAGGUCUCAGAAGAGGUGGUGGUUGUUGUAGCCUUUUUCGUUUUCUUUUCUCGAACACUCGUCGUAGUGCGUGUCAUUGUGUAUUAGAAGAAGAAUGCCGAGAUGGCGCUUGCUGUGUUA
Messenger RNA from Triticum urartu, 3142 nucleotides. Lineage: Eukaryota; Viridiplantae; Streptophyta; Magnoliopsida; Poales; Poaceae. The record is from RefSeq and is a predicted model, not a curated record.